CUCCAGAAGCCAGCCUACUUCCUGGAAACUCGCCUUCCACCCUACGGUUCCACAUUCCAACCUCACCUGAUCAAUCUAUCUAUUUGUAAAUUGCUUCUCCCUCUUUGAACUCGCCUGAGGGCUUGAAAUCAUCCUCUUCAAUUCAAGCAGAUAUUAUCAUCCCUCUUUCUCUCUCUCAGGCUGGAGAUGGCGGUUGGAAGUGGCGAAGCUCUUUACAUUCGAAUAUAUCAAGAGCUCCAAGGGCCUGUUUCAUCAAACUCGUUAAGCUGUAGCAUUUUCAGAGUGCCUAAUCAUUUACGAAAGAUAAAUGAGAAGGCCUACGAACCUCAAGUGAUCUCCAUUGGUCCUUACCACCGUGGUAAAGAUCCCUUGAAGGCAAUGGAAGUGCACAAAAAGCAUUAUCUAAAAAUGCUCCUUGACCGAAAUAAAGAAAAGACUCUGAAGGAAUAUGUGGAGGCCUUCGAAGGUCUUAAAGAAGAUGCUCUCAAAUAUUAUUCGGAAUCCCCGGAUCAGAAGGAUGGAGAAGAUAAAUUUGUAGAGAUGAUGCUCUUUGAUGGAUGCUUUGUCGUUGAACUUAUCCAUCAGAACUUCAUGCAUAUGGCUAUUAAUUGCUUCUCCAGAAUGAUGCCAGGACCUUGUAGUAAAAAAAUUGAGAAUCACCUACGCAUCAAGCAUCUACUGGGCUUACUACAUGAUAGCUGCGUUUCACCACCUGAGUCACCGAAGGGAGUAAAUCCUCCCCCACCGGAGGCAGCGAGGGGAGUAAGGCCUCCCCCACCUGAGGCAGCGAAGGGAGUAAAGCCUCCCCCACCGGAGGCACCGAAGGGAGUAAGGCCUCCCCCACCGGAGGCACCGAAGGGAGUAAGGCCUCCCCCACCUGAGGCAACCUGUUCACCUAGGUCAGCAAGUUCUUCAACAACCAAGCCAUCAGGGAUUGUAAAGUCUUCCUCUGACGCAGUUCUUAUGAGUGCUAAUCCCAGCGAUUUAGAGUCAGUAAGUUCUGAAAAACUCGAGUAUGUAGAGAUCGUGCCGUGUUCAUUGUCGCCUGUAAGAUUUCCUCCACCCAAGACAUCAGAGGAAGGAAAGUCUCUGCCCCCUUUAGAGACAGAAGCAGAAUCCGGGAAGUCUUCAAAUGGGGCUAUUGAAGAUAAUCAUCAUCAAUCUAUCCUUCGAAAUUUAGUUGCUUAUGAACAGUGCUACAAGGACAUAACUUCAAGACACUUCACAGACUAUAUUAGAUUCAUGGAUUGCCUCAUCAACACAGGGAAGGAUGUUGAAUUACUCCGUUGGCAUGAAGUCAUUGAAAAUAGGUUAGGUGAUAAUGAAGUGAUUGCUGGCAUAUUUAACAGAAUCUGUGAUGCUGUUUUGAUUGCCGAGGAGGACUUCUUCUACUCUGAAAUAUUCAACAAAGUGAACAAACAUUGCAGAAAAAGGAGGAACCAGUGGAUGGCAAACUUCAGGCACAAUUACGUUAACACUUCGUGGGCAUUAAUUUCCGUUAUUGCUGCGGUUAUCUUGCUUCUACUUACCGUGCAGCAAAGUAUGGUAACCCCAGAGCAGAGAGGGCUUUCUUCCAGUAUCAUCAGCUCGAGCUUCUGCAGUACGAUAAUGGCUGGAAAAGAAUCAGAGUACGACGGUGCUUUGGACUCGGACCUACUCUCCGUCCACUCUCUCAAACUCCAAGAUCAGUCGACGCACCUUAGCACCACCGCCAACGCCGCCGCUGGCGCUCUUGAAAUCACCUGCUUUAGCGAGCUCGUCGAUGACGCUACCUUCCACUUCCAAAUCAUUCGUUUCCCUAAACAGAUAUAUGCAUGGAUCGGUUGCAACUCUACGAAAUUCAGUGACUUGUUCGCAGCUGCAUCGACACGACCUAGCAACACGGUCGGUGUGGCUUCCAUUCUCGGAGUGUUAAAAACUGGUCUUAACAUAAUUCUUGCUUGCAGUAUCCCAAAGAAUAGCCCCAUGCUUGAGGCAAAUGCUGAAAAGCAGCUGAUGGAAAAGUUAGUCAGUUUGGGACACACGCAGCCAAGAUAAUGGUUUGUGAGAAUUUUCUUUCAUGGAAAAAGCUUGUAUCUUCAUCGCCCUGAACAUAACAGCGAGGUGUGUCUACCUGCACCAACACCUGGUGGUUCUUUCUCCUUAACUCCACUUUAUUGUUUUGGAAAGCAAACCCCCAAAUGACAAAAUACUGGCUAUGAUUCCUCAGUUGUUAAUGAUUUGGGUUCUAUUAUCUAUAUCUGUUAUGAGCUUUGCUAGGGAAGAUUUGUUUUUGUAACUAGUCAGUACAAAUUUUCACCUGAAGUUUUAGUUGAUGGAUCAUUGUAUUUUUAUGUUGAGGAAUUAUCGGACAAUGCUUUUUGCAGAACUUGCGUAUGAUUUUUUUUUUUCUUUCUAAAAUACCUAUUGUUUUCCUUCUAUUUACCCUUUUCAAUAAAUGAUUAUGAGAUAU
This is a messenger RNA of Rubroshorea leprosula, 2452 nucleotides long. Lineage: Eukaryota; Viridiplantae; Streptophyta; Magnoliopsida; Malvales; Dipterocarpaceae. The record is from the annotation of a GenBank genome assembly.